AUGUACAGGCUACAGGACAUUAGUCGCCUACUCCUGGCCGCCGGAGGAACCCCUUCAAGGGAUGGUAAAACCACACAUUUCACCUACGAAAAGGACGGCUCCGUUCGCAUGCAGACGUGGACUGGAUCCGAACUUAUUGAUGAUGAGUUAAUCGCCGAUGGGGUCAGGUCAGGCACAUCAGCACCAGUUGUUAACCGCAGUCAUAAGAAAGUCUUUGCCGUUCAUCAGGACGACUCGAUCAAGUGCUUCACAAAUCCUCUUCGAGACGAUGAACAAGUCGAAGAAGACGAGAUAGACGAUGAUGCCCCUUGGAACGAAGAAAAGAUUACUGACGUGGAUACUCGAGUCCACCCACGAAGUCAGCUUGCAGUUUCUUAUGACAAGAACACAGUCUUUAUCUUUUACCAGAAGCCAGACGGUAAUCUCGGUUGCAUCAAUGAGUACGGAAACAAGUGGAAAGCCGUCAAAUUGCCAGCUGUUGCUGCACUUGACGGAACUCCACUAGCCACUUGCAACACCAACUACGCGGUGUUUUUGUUCUAUAUCAGCACUGAUGGGAGUGUUCGCUAUCUGGAGAAUAGAGAAGGCAGAUGGAAUGACGUAUUCUUCUCAGCCGCCAAGAUUGUCGAUCCAGAGGCAGAUAUACCCGGCUCAGCCUUUAAGCUGACUGUUGCCGAAGAUAGACAACCGUUUGAACGCAUUAGACCAAUGGUCUUUUGUCUUGACCAAAAUCCUGACAAUAACAUUCUCUCUAUAAUUAAGUUUCGCAGCAAGAGAUUGGAAGCUAUAGGGAAAGUAGAAGGUACAGAGUUGGUACCCUCUCUUGGUGAAAUGGAACGUAACAGGUACUAUUUCUGGAGCCCGUACCCAUUUUACACAAUGAUCAAGCGAAGGGGCAAGAACUAUGCUCCAGCUACCAUAUCGAAAGGGCUUUGGGGUAAGCGCUCAUCUUCUCAGCAAGAGCAUGGUAAUUCAAGCGCGAUGAAGAGUCUUAAUGGACUCCAAGAGCCCUUUAUCGACAACUGCAGCACUCCAAUGGGGAACAACAACAAGACUCAAGCUACUGUGGGCCUUGAGACCACCCCUGCCCAAGCUAUCAUCUCGCCACAGACAUCAGAACAGAUGGAGAUUUCAAACGGCACGUCUUUACAGAGCUCUGUUUUCCUUGGCAGAAUUGGGCUUGCAGAGCCUUGGAAUGCCAUACGGCGGACAUUCUUGGGCAGCGGGCGCAAUCAGAACACAGUUCAAGGGGAUGCUUUGAGAAAUAUCGAAUCCGAGAAUGCCGAGAUCGCAGUCACUUUGCCAGAGACAAAUGAAUUCACAAUGGACGGGGCGGAGGAAGACGCGAUUGAGUCAAAUUAUGCGGAAUCAAGCAGAUCCGAAACCGAAGAAACUGGGCCAAAAGAGACCGGAUUUGAGAAGCCUACCACUGACGAGUACGGCAUGAAUGAAGCCGAAGCGGAUAAAGCUUUGGUUAGAGAAGAUCGACCAGAAGAAGCUGAUUCGGAAGGCACAGCAGGAGAAUCUGGCUCGGAGGGAACUGAUUCUGAAGCAGCCGAAACAGCUCCUUCUGAAAUUGAAGAAGGAGAAAACGAAGACAUUCAAUCCCAAAAAGGCCAGGCCAAGGAAGCACAGGCUGAAGAGCAUCAAACCCUUGAAGGUCAACUCGAGGAAACUCAAACAGAAGAAUUUGAAGACGAAGAGUUUGAAAAUGAAGAGUCUGAAGACGAAGAGUCUGAGGAAGAAGAGCUUGAAAACGAAAAGAAAAGUCAAAAGCCUCAAAGCAAGGAAUCUCAUGUCAAAGAGCCUCAAACCACGGAACCUCAAACCACGGAACCUCAAACCACGGAACCUCAAACCACGGAACCUCAAACCACGGAACCUCAAACCACGGAACCUCAAACCACGGAACCUCAAACCACGGAACCUCAAACCACGGAACUUCAAAUCAAGGAAUACGAAACCGAGAACCCUCAAACCGAGAAACUUCGAACUGAGGAAGUUGAAAGCCAAGAGGUUGAAAAUAAAGAGGUUGAAAAUAAAGAGGCUCAGAACAAAGAGGUUCAGAUCAACCGAGUCCAGCCCGGCAAAUCUCAAGCAAAAAAUGUUCAAUCCGAAGAGCCUCAAAUCCAGAAUCCUCGGACUGAUGAUGCUCGCAUAAACGACAUUCAACCAGAAGAAUAUGAAGCCAAGGUAACUAAAACCGAAGAAGCCAAGGGGCAAGAGCCUAAGAACGUCGAAGGGAAAGAACUCGGGUCAGAGUCCGCAUCACACAAAGCGAAAGUGCCUACUACAAGCACAUCUACUACGGAAUCUAUUGAAAGCCCACCUGCAAUGAGACCAUAUGUCACAGAAGGGGAUAGUCAAGAGGCUAUUACUGAAAAAACUGGUCCCGAAAGCUCUGAUCUCAAUGAGUCUAACCGCACCGAGAUACCAACUAUUGAUAAGGGAAAAGGUUCUGCUACAACCGAUAUGCCCAUCUCGACGGAGUCAAGGUUCAACACACCGCAAGAUAUUGAAAAAGACUUGAAUGAUCACAUCAAGAAAAACGGUCUUAGCCCGUUCUUCUCAGAAAACCCUGACUAUAUACCUACUAUGGCUGGCAACGCAUUUGACUUCAAAAACAAUAAAGACAAUCUACUUAUUCGAGAUGUGGAUAUUCAAGGCAUUACAAGACUUAGCCUCUAUCAGCCAGUGCUCUACUGCGACGAUAGCACUUCUAUGAAAGCUAGCAGCCGAGUGAAAUCUCGAGAGGCACGCACCCGGGUUGACGACCAGAUAGAAAUGGUUCGUCGAGUCACUCGAGUUUCUACUUACGUGGUACCGCCGGGCCAUGGAUCUAGCGUACAAUUCAUCAAUUUUAACCGCGAUAUACAUGACAAUAAACUAAGCCAGCAACAAGUCGAGGCUGUUAUGAAUUCGGUGACUCCAAGUGGUCAUACGCCGAUCGGCACCAAUCUGAAAGAAAAAAUUCUAAAGCCCUUGGUAUACGACGUUAUAAAGAAAAAUAAGAGACUUGAGCGACCUAUUCUUGUUUCUUGUAUUACAGAUGGAUGCCCCAGCGACGAACCCGCGGGAAAACUCAAGAAGGAGAUCCUAAAAUGCACUCGAUUCCUUCGAGAAAACGGCUAUCCACCCUCAACUAUUCGAUUCCAAAUCAGCCAAAUUGGCAACUCCUCCAGAGCUGAUAAAUUCCUCAAAGAACUCAAAGACGAUAAGGAACUUAAAGAAGUGCUCUAUUGCACGGCGCAGCGCCUUGAUGAUCAAUUUGAAACCUUCAGGCAUAAUGAACUGAUGCUUGAACGUUGGCUACUGCGCACACUCUUGGAGCCAAUAAUGGGUGAAGAUAUCAACAACUUGAAUUUGUGA
This is a messenger RNA of Trichoderma gamsii, 3369 nucleotides long. RefSeq lists its product as hypothetical. Lineage: Eukaryota; Fungi; Ascomycota; Sordariomycetes; Hypocreales; Hypocreaceae. The transcript is spliced from 8 exons. Bases 1 to 3369 code for a protein of 1122 amino acids. The record is from RefSeq and is a predicted model, not a curated record.